This is a messenger RNA of Durusdinium trenchii, 2532 nucleotides long. NCBI's taxonomy places the organism in Eukaryota, Dinophyceae, Suessiales, Symbiodiniaceae. The record is from the annotation of a GenBank genome assembly.
GAGCCAUGUUCCACGUUCGUUGUUGCAUGGAAGGUACGUACGCAGGGCUUUGACACCCAUUUUUCUGGGAUUUCCGGCCUUUCUCAACCCCGCCCAAAAAGGCUCAUUUACCCUACCAUUCGGGCCCCCUUCGCUGAGGCAAAGAAUGUGGAUCCGACUCUUGGCAGCAGUGGCCUGCCAAGGGGGUCCGCAGAAGUUCCAAGUGAAGCAGAUUUGCAACAACUUUCAAUCUAUUGAUUUAAUGUCAACGGGAUGUGAGGGAUGAUCGGUGUGAUAUUGAUGUCUUCUCGCAAUCCGAUGACACCGGGUGCUUAUUUCUUUUUGGGCACGUAUUCCGGGACGACCUGCGGGAGAAAAUCUCUGGAAUGGACAUGGGUACUUUGUGGACUCACCAAAUCUGUAUGCAUUGUUGCUAUCCUCACCUGGUUGGUGUUUUCAUCUACUCUUUACUUUUCAGCCUCUUUGUAUAUACAUAUAUAUACAAAAAAAAAUUCACACGGCUUAAACCACCAUCCAGUCACCACGCAUACCAGAGGGACUUAUUUGCUCCUUGCAUUUCGAUGUCCCCUCUCUAGGCCUGGUCUUUCCAACCUCUAAAAAUAUGACGAGGCGUUUUAGGUGGCGCAGAAAACCAUCCCAUGAAUUGUAAGAACACCCAAAAGAUCAUUUGUUUGGUUUUUGAUGCAUAGUGUCCCGACAUUCCCCUUAAUCCCCCUAUUCUCCACAGCACCCCUCGUUUCGCAACGUCCUCCCCACCUCGAUUGUUUGCUCGCGUGAGGACAACGCGCGCUUGCGGAUGAUCUGCGAGUUCUGCGAGACGCCGAGGGGUUUCGGCUUGGUGGCCCGCAGCCUGGAUGGGCAGGGUGGACCGCAGAGGGAGUCCGCCCGACCGGAGGAGGGCGACGGACUGGAGCGUGAGGAGGGCGAGAAAGAGGAGCAGGAGGCGCCAGACGAGGAGCCCUCGCCCAGCGCCGAGCCCAGCGAAGUCCCAAAACUGGUGCGCGCAGGCAAAGAUCCUGCCGCAGUGGAAGCAGAUCAGUGGGCGCAAGAACGGCGCCGAAACCUCUUGCUGGAGCUCAGGCAGCUGGACCGGCUCUCCUAUGCCGAGCGCCGCGGGCGAUUGCGCGCCUUGCAGCUGGAAUUGCACCCGGACAAGCAAGCCUGCUCACACCGACAGGCGCAUGCCCAGCUGCUCUUCUUAUUAGUCCAAGCGAAAUGGGAGCAGUGCGAACGCUUGGCGCCGCCGAGAUCGCCCCCGUCGACCUCGGCACCCUCCACGGCGAGCACCGAAACGUGUGAGGCGAAGGGUCGAAGACCCGAAGGUCAGGCAGAGGAGGACUCUGAAGAGGAGGACGAGGCAGAGAAGACCAGUGAGCCAGUAGAGAUCUCAGUCAGUGAUCUUGGUGGUGAGGUUUGCCGCAUGACAGCUGAUCGCAGCUGGCUGAUUUGGGAUGUGAAGAGAGAGAUCGAGGCCUCUUGCGGACUUCAACCAGAUCGACAGCGCUUGUUGUUGGAUUCCAAAGACCUUGAUGACUAUGCCAGCCUGAAGUCUUUACCAAAGUCUCCAUCCCUGUCCUUGAUUCUGGUGGAAUGUUUAGAGCGCUACAGGUUGCGCAGUGUCUUUCUCCAAGAAUUAAAGAGUUCCAAGUUGGCUUGGAAGGCAUUGCAGUAUGCGUCCGCCUCGCUGCGUGCGGAUAAAGAUCUGGUGAUGCUUUGCAUGGAGCAAGACUGGCGAGCUUGGGACUUCGCAGCUCCUGAGUUGAAGGCGGAUCCCGCUUUGGCGGAGAAGGUCUUGAGUUCCAAUGGCCUGAAGCUUCAGGGGAUGUCCAAGAAGAUCCGCGCGGAUGCGUCCUUGGUCUUGAAAGCCGUGAAGCAGAACUGGAGGGCCUUGCAGUUUGCUUCGGCCAAGUUGCGGCGCGACGCCUUCGUGGUCCUGGCCGCGUUGGCACAAGAGGUCCGGGCCAUGGAGUUCGCAGGAGAGGAGCUCACCGUGGACCGCACCUUCGCCAAGUCGGCCGUGUGGAUCCAAGGCAUGUCACUGAAGUACUUCUCGGCCGACGUGCGCUGCGAUCGAGAAGUGGUGAGAAUCAGCUGCCAAAAAGAGCCUGGCGCAAUUGCGUAUGCCGCCCCGAAGCUCUUGGCAGAUCAGUCUUUCAUGAAGUCCUUGAAAGGGAACAGCGAAGUUCCCAAAUGCUAUGCUUGGAAUGAUGAGCAGAGGCAUCAAAUGGAAGAGGAGUUGUUCGAUCGGUACAACUAUGUGACCCGAGCCUGACACAUUCUUUCGUAGUCGCAGCCCUUUUUCUAAGCCGGGAAUGGCACGAUGAAAAAGAAAGCAGUGGAAAGAGCUGUGCCAGUGGGAAGUCCCUUGGGAGAGUUCUUCGAACUUUCCAGAAAGCCUGAUCAGAUGCUCAGAUGCUCGAGUGCCUGUCCUCUUCGAAUCAGUAAGAAUCCUUGGGCCCUCCGCGGGUCCGACCCUCCAUGGCAGGGGUCCAGGCCCUCAAAACCCCUCCCAUUUGAUGGCCCGGAUUCUUA